CAUCCAUUCAUUCACAUGCAGUGCACACAUAAACUGGGUGGGAACAAUAUUCAUAUCGAUCCUGUGGCGAUUCCGAGCCAAGAACAAAAGAAGAAACAGCCAUUCACAAAACAAAGGCGAUGGACUGAUGGAGACAGUAAUCCCUGUUUGACUGAAGCGAAUGCAUCGUACCAGUGCCUUCAUGAUUAUAACUUUGACAGGGAGAGAUGUAAAGGAUACUUUGCCAACUAUAAGAAUUGCAAGAACUUUUGGGGCAAAAUUAUGAAACAGCGAAGGAAAGACGGAAUCACACCGGUGCUCCCUGAUCCAGAAGAAAGGGAGAAAAUUUUAGCAGGAUUCACAUGAAGUUAACAGGACAGAAUCCAUGCGGGUUUAAUACAGAAUCCUUAAAGAUGAACUGAUAUAUGUAUUUGAAGCAAUUUCAUAUUCUGAGUGAAAAAACAAUUUAUACUUUAUUUUGCAAGAAACACCAACCUGUGUAUUGGAACAGAUGAUGCCAUGCAGAGAGAAACUUUUCAAAGAACUGUGGAAGAUGGUGGUUAUUCAUUAUUUGCCUCCAAAUUUUUGUGUUUGAUAAUCUGAAGACAAAUCAUGGGAAUCAAUUGCAAAUUAGGAUUUUUUUAAAACUCUCUACAUGGACUUGAAGUUGUCAGACCACUCAGUUAUCCUCCUUAUGUCUGUUUAUAUCUUGUUAAUGACAAAAGAAUGUACGAUAACUUUUCCAUCAUAGCAAUCACCAUGCUACUGGGCUUAGCAGCUAUUUAAAACUCAAGGUUUCAAUGAUGGCGAAUAUAAUGGAAAAGUUGCUGUAAUACAUGUAAGUCUUAAUGAAAUAGACCCUCAGGCCCCGUCGUACAAAGAGUUGCAAUUGAUCAAAUCAACCAAAAUUUAGAAAGCCAGGAACACCCAUAGAAUGCAUGUUAAUUCAAAAUGUUUUCUCAAUCUGAUGUACAUGUUCAUCAUUGUCUUGACAAUUCAGUGUGCUUCCUCUUUGCUUGCAUAGAACAUUGUUCAAAUUUCUUGGAGGAAAAACCAUGACAUGGAUGGAUUUCCAUAUAGUUGAGGUACAUGUAAAUUGGAUCAAUCGUAACUCUUUGUAAGACGGCACCCAUUAUUCAUGAGCAUUCAAACUAUUUGAGCUUUAUUUUCAUCAUGUCCAAUAUUAAGGCCCAUUGGAGGCUCUAUCACAACUAAUUCACCACUGAUUUGUAUGACUGCCAAAUACAUGAAUAGUAUGUAUUUGAUACUAAUGGGGUGUUGCAAGAAACUUGCGAUCAAUCAGUCAUAUGUCUUGCAGCCAAUUGCAAAUUAGUGAUUGAUUGCUAAUUUGCUACUUGAAUCAAGAAGUUUAAUCUGAUUUGCUACAGCUAACGUUGAUCUAUCAGUUGUAAAUUUGCAACAGAAUAUUUGCAAUUGAUCGCAAAUAGUUUCUUGCAACGCCCCAUAAGUCAUACAAAUGUGAUGCAUAUAAGGGAGCUUUCGGAUGUUAUCACCACCCACAAUGGGUAGUACUAUCAAUCACUAUGGCGAUCUGUAACAUGUCAUUUGGAUGAUCAUCACCACAUUUCAUCGACAACUGUGUAAUAUGACGUGUUGCAAUGCAACAGCAAUGGUGACAUUAUAGCACAUCACAAUCAAAUAAGAUCGCACUGUGCAUUGUGAGAUGUGAGGCAUUACAGGCAACCAAAGUUCCGUCCGCGUACAUACUUGGUCACAAUGGUGAUCAGUAGGUCCAUUCAGACAUCUGUUAUCUACAACGUAAACCAGUGAUCUAUCGUCAAUGGUGAUUGAUGGCACUUUCCAUUGUGAAUGGUAUACAAAUAAUGAAUGGUAUACAAAUAAUGAAUGUUUAUGAGUGCAAUGGACAGAAUACUUCAUGAGGUGAGAGAUGAAAUGAUCCAUUCAACGAGGUGUAGCCGAGUUGAAUGAAUCAUUAUUUCAUCUUUCACCGAAUGCACGAAUGAAAAAAAGUUCAUUAUUUGGUUUAUAUGUUUAUAUGACACCUAAAAAUUGUUUUUUUUUCCAUAUGAAAUUUAUGAAUUUUGAUGCAAAACAUGCUCAUGCAGUGCGAGUUCGGUCUGUUGAUUGUUACGUAAUUACAACAUGCGCACUGCUGGUGCAUGAGCUGCAGUCUCUGUGCGCGCGUGCAAUGGACAAAAUCGUAUGGAUCCAAAAUUGCACGGUUGACGACGUCAUUGCAAAAUGGGCUGAAUGAACGAUAUCAAACAACCAAUCAAAUCACAAGGAUCUAUCUAGGUGUCAUAUAAUGCUAUUAAGUAUCUGGGCUCCGUAACAGAGGUUUGCGAUGAAUUGCAAAUAUGGACGAACACCCCUGAUUGGUCCCUGGUCAGUAUUUUAAAGGAGAAUGAAACCCUUGAAACCAGCUGAAUCCAUAUCAAAGAGAAAAAUCAAAGAAACAUAUUGUUGAAAGUUUGAGGAAGAUUGAAUGAAUAAUAAGAAAGUUAUGAGCAUUCGAAUAUUGAGAUCACUCGUGCCAUGUAGAUCCUCCCAACGGCAAUGCGACCAAGAUCUGUGAUAUCACACACGUACAACUCCCUCAUUACUUUAGUACUUAUUUCACUUAUAUUCUCACUUUUAUAGAGUCUAUCACAAGGUGAGGUGAGGUGUUCUCUUUAUGAGAUGACAAGUACAGAGGUUUCACAACAUUAUAUCAUUGAUGAAUCGUUUUGUCAUAUGAUUAGAAUGAGCAAAAAGAGAUGUUUUGGGGUAUAUUUUCAGUGUCCAAAUGGGAGAGUUGUACGUGUGUGACAUCACAGAUCUUGGUCGCAUUGCCAAUGGGAGGAUCUCCAUAGCAUUAGUGAUCUCGACAUUCAAAUGCUCAUAACUCUUUUAUUGCUAGUCCUAUUUUUCUCAAAGUUUUGUUGAUCUUAUUCUUUGAUUUUUCUGCUUUCACAAAAGCUAACUUGCUCCAAGAGUUUCAUUCUCCUUUAAACUUAAUGCGCAUGUAAUAUUGAUAUUGAUUGGUCAGUUCAUUUAGCGAUCGCUAAUCGCUAAUCUGUGUUACGGAGCCCUGGAGGUGAUUUAACACAAUCUAAUGCUAGAAAGAUGGAUUCAUGAAACAUAAUUUUUCAUAAUUUAUUACAGUAUUAAAUAAUAUUCAUAUUGCUAAAAGUCAUUUGCAUAGAGUUCAUUUAUAAAUUAUGGUUAUAUAAACUUUGUGCUAUACACAAUAA
Molecule: messenger RNA, 3194 nt
Organism: Lytechinus pictus (painted urchin)
Lineage: Eukaryota; Metazoa; Echinodermata; Echinoidea; Temnopleuroida; Toxopneustidae
Product: coiled-coil-helix-coiled-coil-helix domain-containing protein 7-like
Exons: 4
Coding region: 16-345 (109 amino acids)
Biological process (GO): mitochondrial respiratory chain complex assembly
Cellular component (GO): mitochondrion
Source: RefSeq, a predicted model, not a curated record